AUGUUACUCAUAGCCUUCUACCUUGUGCUAAGUACGCUCGCUGUCCGGCAUACAACAAAUCACCACUCUGAAUAUCUACGCUCGGGAUCUCGGUCUAAUAGAGAUACAGGCAAUCGUGAUAAUGCAUAUGCUGCAGGGAACUGCAAGGACGGGAUGGAAGAGCAGGUCGGCGCGGAUACCGUGUGCAAGCAGUGCAACGCAGGGUUUGUCCCCAUAAACGGAGUCUGCACCGCACAGGGCACCCCAUCAAUUGCGACCGCAGGGUGCAAGCUGGCCAAUAAUGACCCUCCUGGACAGGACUCCACUGUGUGUGAGCAGUGCGGAACAGACGCCACUUACUUCCUAUACAAGGGCGGAUGCUACGACGCCAGCACAGGCGUGGGGCAGAGCCUUUGUAAGCGCGCAUCUAACGGAGCCUGCACAGAGGCGGGAGAAGGCUACUUUGCUGCACCAAACGCCAAGGCUACCGAGCAGUCUGUUAUCCCGUGCUCGGACACGACAGGGGUGACUCUCACCGGAGAUAAGCAAUACGUGGGGGUGGAGAACUGCGCGACGUGUGAUGCUCCAGCUGGAGAUGAAACGGUAGCAAAAUGUAAGACAUGUAGUGACAGAUUCAGUUUAAGAGACAACCAAUGUGUGCCUUCUAGCGUCAACAAGAGCGGCCUUUCUACCGGCGCCAUUGCGGGCAUCGCCGUGGCUGCUGUCAUAGUUGUUGGUGGUCUCGUUGGGUUCCUCUGCUGGUGGUUCCUCUGCCGGGGCAAGGCGUAG
Messenger RNA from Giardia duodenalis, 768 nucleotides. Its product is annotated as VSP. The transcript has a single exon. Bases 1 to 768 code for a protein of 255 amino acids. Lineage: Eukaryota; Fornicata; Diplomonadida; Hexamitidae. The record is from RefSeq and is a predicted model, not a curated record.